Strongylus vulgaris is the source of this 261-nucleotide messenger RNA. Lineage: Eukaryota; Metazoa; Nematoda; Chromadorea; Rhabditida; Strongylidae. The record is from the annotation of a GenBank genome assembly.
AUGGAAACAAAAGUGAAGAUUCGCGUAACUCGUCUAGAAGUUAAUGUUAGCGGACAACCAACACAUGAAUGUAACCACUAUCAAUGGGUUGAUUGGCCCGAUCGUGGUGUACCAGAAGCGGAUUUGGCGCCAAUAUUUCUUCUAGCGAAAUUGAAGGAGAACACGUUAGUUGGUUUCUUCCAAAUGUUCGAAUGGUUGACUUCAAGUCCAGAAAACUCGGACAUUAGUCUAAAUCCGAUCUUUUUUGGUAAUGUAGUUUAA